Amoebophrya sp. A120 is the source of this 5882-nucleotide messenger RNA. Lineage: Eukaryota; Dinophyceae; Syndiniales; Amoebophryaceae. The record is from the annotation of a GenBank genome assembly.
CAUUGAUUGACCAAGCAGAUACCCCGCAGGGUGACACUUCCACGAGUGAAUUCACUUUGCCGGAAGAGAUCGAGAAGAUUUCUGGAGCAGUGACUUUACAAGCGUUGUUGCCGUUAUCUUCUGCGAAUUUAAUUCCGGAUUGCGGGACCAAACUCUUUCCCUACCACAGCUGUAAGAGUGGGAAGGAGGCGGUUUUUGCGGAGGAGACGGUAACGGAGAAAAGUGUUGCGUUGCCGGGUGUUGCGGCUGUGGAUUACGAUAAACCGUUUUUCACUUUCGUGACCGGAACUUUCUCGAUCCGGAACAAAAAUGACGAAUUGUCGGAUAAGGAGAUCACGGAUGCAGUGAAAAUUGCGUUCCACAGAUCCUUGAUCGAUUUGGUGCCUGUUUUAUCCGCUCCUUUCCCCUCUCCAAGCUUCGAAAACGCGGCUUUGGAGGUCGCGGAUGUCGCGGUGACGAUCUCCCCAUCGGAAUACGCGAGGCCGGUAUGCAUUGCAAAUAUGUCUGGGUCUGGAAGGAUGCGAACUUGUGAUGCGCAUUUCACAAUGCAGACAAAUCUCUCAUGCAUAGGAAGCAAAAGGUGCCCAUUUCCUGUCACCAAAAUAGGGGAUUUGCCAUGCGGAUUAAGCAAUGCGGAAGCUUCUCGAUGUCUGUGAUGCUAGGGCUUUCAUGACAGACAUUUUGUGUCAUCCAAAAACAGCAAGACAAAAAUCUGCAUUCUUCCAGACCCCGGCACUUUUGCAUUUGAUAGCCGGAACGGCCGGACAAUCUUUUCUACGACACCCGCAUGCUCGGGGAGGUGAGAGAGUUGGGGAUCACGGUGGCUUUACCUUCUGUCCACCAGUCGGCGAACGCGACUCUGGUUUCGCAUGUGUUGGCGUGCUUCGACAGCAAAAACAACGACUGCUACAAUACCAUGAAACUGAAAGUGGAUUUUGAGCUCGCAUCGGAUGCUGGGGUUAACAGUACGAUGUUUGAGCGGGGGGAUAAGCAUUUCUUGCCCGCUGUUCCGAGCGGGGUGGUUCUAUCCGUUGACGAGGUGACCAAGCUGACGCAGUUGGCCAAGCUUUCUUCCUCUUUCACCGAGAUGGAUGAAACCACUUGGGACCCCGCCUGGGGCUAUCAAAUGCAAAAAUGUCUGGGUCUGGAAGAUUGCGAGAUUUGUCAUGCUGAUCUGGCAUGGCCCUUAAAUCUGUAUUGCGUGGCCACAAACAGCCUCUCUCACAUGUCAUGCAAAAACGCAGCUUCUCAUGCGGAAUACGCAGCACAGAAGCACGCAGCAACUUGUCAUGCUUGGCGGCGCAUUACAGUGCAUUUGUUAUUGACUGACUUGCAUCACAAGUUUCCAGACCCAGACAUUUUUGCAUUUCAUAGGGGCAACGACGGGAUGAAGCAACAGUUUUACUCUGCGGAUUUGACCGGGCCUGCCUUAUCCUCUUUCCAGGCGAUUUCCGCGGAGUCUUCCUUCAACGUCAUUCCUGAUUUGAAGCAGGGCGGGGGAAGGAUUCCAACCCAUUCCGAGUUUGAUUUAUCCGUGACUCUGACCAACGCGAAUGCUGAUUUGAAAAUUCACCAUUUGGAUUUCAAGGAAAAUCUGAAGAAAGCGGUUUCGAACGCGUUGAACAGCCUCCUGGGUCUGGAUUUGGAAGUUGGCCACGUCGCGGUGAAACUGUUUCCACAAUUCACCCGACAGCCUGUGCCGGAAGUUGGUUUAACCGCAAACACCGCAAAAACCAUCCGGGUUCGGAUCGGGCUGCCGAAAGCGGCGAGCUUCGACGGGGAUAGUUCCGUGAAGAAUCAAGUGUUGGCCAUGUACUUGUCCGAUAACUCCGCGCUGUCUUCCUACCCAACCGGCCACGACGACAUUUCCUCUACGGACGUCGCUGCGGAUUUCUCCCUGGAUUUAACAUUGCAGAAAAUCAAGGCGGAUGAGAAGAAAAAUGCGUUCCAAAAUCUGGUAAACAGCGAAUUGACAAAUUUGCUGCAAACCAGGUUUGGCAACACCGACAUCACUGCAGGGUCCGCCACUGUUCUCAACACGGAGGUGAAGGAGUUCAAGAACUUUGAAUUCCCUCUCGGUUUCUCCGGCGGCUCCGUUUCCGGGAAGACGAUCGAAGCGGGGAAAGAGCCUUGUCCGGACAUGAACGCGGCAUUGAAACUCGACGGGGACGACAUGGUGGCCGCUGGCUGGACGAUCCGCCCGGCGAACGAGAUGCUAAAGUCUUCCGGGCAAGAGCCGGCGCUAUCUUCUAACCUGCGGGCGGGCAACAACCCGGCGAACGAUAUGAUGUACGAGCCGAAGCACGACCAAUACAACAGUGAUGGCACGGAAAAGGGCAAGGGCGUUUUCUACGUGAACGGCCUGUGGAAGGAAAAUACAUUCUCCCAGAACGGAAUCUCCCUCGCCUGGCCGAUUGGGAAUUACGACGUUUGCCGGAAAAGGGUGAUGGCGGGCACGGAGUGGCCGAGUUACAAAAUGAGUGGAUACCGAAAAUCCGACGGCACGAAAAUCCCGGCCGAUGCGGCGACUAGCCCACCGACUGAGUACCACGGGAGUAAAAAGGGAUCUGCUUCUUCCUUUGCGGAAAUGAAAACCGGGGAAGGUGGGGUUUUUGAAAGAACGUUGCUAGGAACCGGUGAAAUCGAGGUGAAGUUCGGGAAUUGCGCACCGUACAACAACCUGAAUUUCCCCCCGAAAGACCACCCGAGUUGCAAUUGCGUCCGGAUCGACAACGAGGGGAGUCCAAAAACAGCAAGCACUAGGGACAACCAGUGGUGCACAAGGCAAGCUGAUGGAAACCACUUAGUGUCCGAUACGGAUAAGAGGUGUAAAGUUGGCUGCAUGUGCAGCUGCGGCUACACGGGGAACGCAGCAAAGCCGCAGUUGAACUGCCAGGGAUCUGAGGUGCGAUUGCAGCUCGAUAAUGUUCUGUUGAAAACCGCCUGGCCGGGGGAUUAUCACACGGUGAGGGUGAAUUUCAAGUCGGGGCAGGUGUUGAAGCUCGAGGGGUUGUCUGGUUACAUGGAGGACGGCGCGAACCAUCUCGUUUUGCCCUACAUGAUGACCCUUUACGAGAUCAACUAUUUGACUUGCUCGCCCUUCUCCCCCGAGGACAUGGUUUCCGGGAUGGUUUUAGGUGCGAUGACCCGGAAAGCAGUGGAUCACGAGCUGAAACAAAAGAUCACCGCCUUGACGAAAACAGACGCUGAUGGGAAUAACCCUGUCACCGUCGCUUCCUCGUUUUCCCCAGAAAACCUCCUCGCGAUCACGAGGGAUGCGAACACAGUGUACGACUCGCCGAGUUCCUUCGCUCGGUUCCGGGCGAUUUUGCCACUCCCGAAGAUCGGGGUGCACGGGUUACCGGGGCCUAGUGCGGAUGCUGGGGAUUUGGAUGUGAAGGAAACUUUGAAACAGACGCUGUUGAAAGACAAAAACGACAAAACUUCCUCUUCAAAUAACCCGUUCAAAGACCUCGCGACGACGCUAGUCAACAAGUUCGGCGUGCCGGUUUUGAACAUGACGGAGGGCGUGGGGAUGUUUGAAAACGCGAAGCACGAAAAAACCGCGGUGUCUGUUUCCGAGCAGAACAACGUCGGGAAUUUUACCGACAUCGACAUCCUCCACGAGUCCGAGGACGUCGCGACGGAUAUCGGCCGGGACCCAGUGGGUGCGAAGGAGAUUGACAUUCGGUUUUUGGAAAUUUCCGGGGAGCUGCACACCAAGGAUUCGUCGACUUUUUCCGAUAGUGCGUUGCAGAUUUUGUUGCAGCAGGGUGUCGCGGCGCAGCAACCUGGGACUGAGAAAACCAAGCGGGUUUUCCCGGUUCCGUUGGAAGACUUAGGUGCGGCGUUUGACGCGAUCACACCGGUUUUUCAAACAUCGUCGAAUUCGUUUACGUUCAAACGGGCGUUUAAGCUCACGGUGCAGUACAGGAAGAAGACUGGGGUGGAAAUCGGAAAUGCUAUCUCCGUCUUCCGGUCCGAUCAGUUUAAGUCAAAUCUUCAGCAGUUUAUGACGGACAACUCUGGCGGUGCGAAUUCCACUUAUGGAAUUAUCCUCUUCCAAGUCGCGGACGCACGGCUCGCUUCCAUGUCGACUGUCGUGAUCCGGUUUGUCAACAAGCCGAACAAAGCUAUGACGGACAAACCCGGGUUGAAAAACGAGCCGUGGCUGAAACUCCCGCUCCGGAAGUGCUUCCGGGAAGCGCUCCAGACCGUCGCGACGAUCUCCAUGUCCGAUGCGAAUGUCUUUUUCGACAUGCCUGAUUUUGACUACUGGCCCAGCAGAAUCCCUAAUGUCUUUAUGCAAUACAAAUUUCCUGUACAUGUACAAAAUGCAUCACAAAUGUCACCGACUUGGAGCACGCCACUUGUCAUGCUAAAUAGAAACGAAGAAAAUUUUGUCAUGCAGAAACCGCAUUUGUACAUGUACAGGAAAUUUACUGUGGAUAGUUUUCUCCGAUUACCGCUACAACUACUUUCGGUUCGCACUCUCGUUCGCGGAACAGCCGACGACUUUGAAGAAGGUUCUGUCUUUAUCCGGCGCGGUAAACACGGACGGGAGUAGUAUCGUGGAGAAUGAGUUCUUUUUGAACUCUUUUCUAACGAAAGUGAACGAAGCGGGAUCCGAUCCGUUAACGUUCAUGCCGGCGGCGGAGGUGAAUUGGGCUUCUUCUUAUCUCCCCAUUUCCGGCUUCAACAACAACGACGGAGAAGGGAAAAGAAAGGCGAUGCACAUUGUCCAAUCCGACACGAUGAGCUUUGUCCGCGCCUAUCUUGGAGCGGAUGAUCUCCUCGUCACUGGGGUCGGAGCAAGCGGGACAGUUGUGAACAAGAUUCAGGGUGCAAAACUCGCUCCUCUCGUGCAGAAAGCGGUUUUUUCCGCGGUGGAGGCCUCAGUCCCGGAGUUCAAAAUCGCCUACAAACCGUGGCUCACGGCGUCGGAUGUGGUGGUUUCCUAUUCCAACCCGGACUGGCUGACGAACACCGACGAUUUCUACGUGUCCGUCCCCGUGUCUUCCUGGAACUACAAAGCAGAUCAGAAGUACAAAUCCGCGACGCACGACAUCGCGAUCGAAACUUCCAUCCGGGACAAAGUCACCGCGUUGUUCAAAUCGGGAGGAUCGGCGACCGCGGUUUCAACACCCUUCUUCGACAAGUUGAAGACCCGGUUAUCGUACCUCCGCGACACCAUCUACCACAAGCAGGCACCUUUCGCGCAGGAAGACGGGUCUGUUUCUCUCUCCGCGGGGACGGAGCCGAGCUUCUUGUCGAGAUUGACUUUCUUGCGGGCGAAGUUGAGUUUGACCGCAUCUGGUUCGUUCACAAACACCGCCGCGAUUGAAUCUGCGGUCAGGUUUGUGUUGAAUUCGGAAACCAAAUCACCGAAACUCUUCGCGGAGUCGAUUCAAGUGGCGGAAAACGAGUUGACGGUGUUGCCAACCACGACUGAUAACGAGUUCACCGUGAUUUGCCAGGUGUUGGACACGAAGUCUCUCGCGACUCGUGCAGGACUAUUGGCGCAACACCUCUCCGCUUCUACCGACUUGGGCACAACUGUCGCGACGGAAUUAACUGCGAAGUUAGCAGCGGAUGGACAUACAGCUAUCACCGCAUCUUCCUUCGGGUCGACGAGAGUCGAGCCUCUGUCCCAAAUUUCCAUGCAGGGUGAGUUUGAGCACGACGGGGACGCGUUUGCGGACGGGGCGGACACUUUGGAGUUGAUCAAGAUCAUCCAGAAGGCGUUCGUGUCUGCUUUGAAAGACGCGACGCAGCAAACCUUGACUUCCGGUAUGGUCUCGAUUCAGUUGAAGGACGGGACGAAGGACCGGAAGAACCCCAUGUUUACCGUUUCCGUCCCGGCGAUCGGUGCGGCCUUUGAC